This is a messenger RNA of Chelmon rostratus (copperband butterflyfish), 627 nucleotides long. RefSeq names its product crystallin, beta A1, like 1 (gene cryba1l1). The transcript is spliced from 5 exons. The coding region runs from base 1 to 627 and encodes 208 amino acids. Lineage: Eukaryota; Metazoa; Chordata; Actinopteri; Chaetodontiformes; Chaetodontidae. The record is from RefSeq and is a predicted model, not a curated record. Gene Ontology annotation, molecular function: structural constituent of eye lens. Gene Ontology annotation, biological process: visual perception; lens development in camera-type eye.
AUGUACAGAACUACAAGGUCCCCAAUGAUGCAGCCGCUGGUCAACUCAGGAAUGGGCAUGGCUCCUUUCUUCAAGGUGACUGUGUUCGAGCAGGAGCAUUUCCAGGGCAAGUGCCUGGAGUUCACCUCCGAGUGCUGCAACAUUCAGGAGUGCGGACUGGACAACAUCCGCUCCAUCAGGGUGGAGAGCGGAGCCUGGGUGGGUUUCGAGCACCAUGACUUCCAGGGCCAGCAGUUCAUCCUGGAGAGAGGAGAGUACCCCCACUGGGACGCUUACAGUGGCUCCCUCUCCUACCAUGUGGAGCGCCUCAUGUCUCUGCGCCCCAUCUACUGCGCCUCCCACCAGAGCAGUCGCAUGAUCAUCUUUGAGAGGGAGAACUUCAUGGGCCGCAGUGUGGAGAUCUGUGAUGACUACCCCUCUCUGCAGGCCAUGGGCUGGAUGAUGCCUGAGGUUGGCUCCAUGCACGUGCAGUGCGGCGCCUUUGUGUGCUACCAGCACCCAGGCUACAGGGGCCAGCAGUACAUCAUGGAGUGUGAGAGACACAGCGGAGACUACCAGCACUGGAGGAACUGGGGCUCCCACUGUCAGACCCCCCAGAUCCAGUCCAUCAGGCGCAUCCAGCACUGA